AUGACCUCACUCUUCCGUACUCCCCUCGUUGCCACCUUGCGUGUUGCUUCACACUCUCGCCCACUCCUCACUCCUCAAUUUCGCACUUUCCUAUCCUCAUCCCGUCCACUCCUUCGUCCAACAGUCAAAGCCUCCAAGCCAUUGAUCGCCUCACUCACUGCAAGGCGGUUCGCAUCAAACUACGGCAGCUCUACCGUCACACCACUCCAGCCAAUCUCCUGGACGCGCAUAGGCAGCACCGUCCUAUUAGUCGCAGGCGGUAUCAUCGCAACCAACUUCCUUCUGAAUCGCCACACCCGUGGGGCAUACAGCGAGGCCGAACGGAGUUUUCUCAACCAUACCUUCUGGUAUGUCGGCGGUGGGCUCACUCUCACCGCCGGUCUGGCACGAUACCUCCAUUCCACCGGCUUCUCCCUCCGUCUAAUGGCCGCAAACCCCUGGCUCGUGCUCGGUCUUGGCCUCGUCGGUAGCAUCGGGACCAUGAUGGGCACUCUCUGGACAAGCCCGGAUAACACCCUCCUCAAGCAUACCUUCUUUACCGCCUUCCAGGCAUGUCAGGCCGCCACUCUCAGCCCCAUCUUCUUCCUCUUCCCCCCGGCGAUCAUCGCCCGUGCCGCGCUCUACACCGUCGGCAUGGUCGCUGCACUCGCUUACAUUGGCGGAACGGCGAAGAACGACCAGUACCUGUAUAUGGGCGGCCCGCUCCUCGCUGGGCUGGUCAUUGUUGCUCUCUCUAGCUUGGCCCCUAUGGUUCUUCCAGCUACGGCCAUGCGCACGCUCGCUCUGACAGAGGCAGUCUCUCUCUACGGUGGUCUUGCUGUCUUUGGUGGAUUUGUUCUCUUUGAUACUCAGAAGAUCCUCGCCCAUGCUCGGCUUGCCGAGGCAGGCCGCAUCAAGCGUGAUCCCAUCGCCGAGUCCAUCUCGCUCGAGCUCGACUUUAUCAACAUCUUCAUCCGUAUGCUCCAGAUCCUCGGCAUGCAGCAAAGGAAGAAAUAACCUAGUCAGUGUUGGGGCACCUCCUCGUCGAGGACCGUGUUUCUUAUAUGAUGUAUCCAAGAGUAAUCAAUUCCCCAUGUUGAAUGCCACAAACAUUUAAU
Messenger RNA from Dacryopinax primogenitus, 1097 nucleotides. RefSeq lists its product as uncharacterized. The coding region runs from base 1 to 996 and encodes 331 amino acids. The record is from RefSeq and is a predicted model, not a curated record. Gene Ontology annotation, cellular component: mitochondrial inner membrane. The transcript is spliced from 2 exons. NCBI's taxonomy places the organism in Eukaryota, Fungi, Basidiomycota, Dacrymycetes, Dacrymycetales, Dacrymycetaceae.